GGUAGCUUUUGGCAUUCCGGUGCUUACCUUGGGCAGCUGAGCCUUGUGAUUUGCAGGAGUGAGGGCGGGAUAUCCUUUGAAGUUUGAAUUGUUCUUCAAGCAGUUCUUGUCCCGCUAUUAGUUCAAGGCGUCACUGGGCUCCUGUUGCAAGGAUUGGGGGAUAGAAAGCAUGCAUCGUUCGUAGCGCCUCCUGCUAUCAUGCCGUCAGAAAACAUAUGUGGAUGUUUUCUGGCAGGCUUCCAAACUCCGGUGUUUGCGCCCCUAGUUCUGAGAAUUUUCCCUUUUCAAACAGUUGAUCUAAAGUGGGGUUUCUUGAAAGCUGCCUGUUAGGGUAUCGGAACGGCUGCUGGUUCAAAAAUGGACUCAGUGCUCCAGGUUGGUGUAAGGAGCUAGACAGAGUGCUUGCACCCUGAGCCCUGAGGAUGGCAAGCGCGAGCAAGGCUGCGCCAGCAGCGGGCGCUUCGUCCUACUCCAAAGACUGUGACCUGCCUUGGGUAGAGAAGUACCGGCCACACAAGAUCAGCGAAAUCGUGGGCAACCAGGAUGCGGUUUCGCGCCUCCAAGUUAUUGCGCAGGAUGGCAACAUGCCCAACCUCAUCUUUGCUGGGCCCCCAGGGACGGGCAAAACGACCAGCAUACUUGCGCUUGCUCACGAGCUGUUGGGGCCCAGUUACAAGGAAGCUGUUCUGGAACUCAAUGCUUCAGAUGACAGAGGCAUCGACGUCGUGCGAAACAAGAUCAAGAUGUUUGCUCAGAAGAAGGUGACGCUUCCCCCGGGUCGGCAUAAGAUCAUCCUGCUAGAUGAGGCUGACAGCAUGACUGCAGGCGCGCAGCAGGCGCUGCGGCGUACAAUGGAGAUCUACAGCAACACGACGCGCUUUGCGCUGGCGUGCAACCUGAGCACCAAGAUCAUCGAGCCCAUCCAGAGCCGCUGCGCGAUCGUGCGCUUCUCGCGCCUCUCCGACAUCGAGAUACUGGCGCGCCUCACGGCCGUUGUGCAGGCCGAGCAGGUGUCGUCCGUCCCCGAGGGCCUCGAGGCCCUCGUGUUCACCGCCGACGGCGACAUGCGGCAGGCGCUGAACAACCUGCAGGCGACGUUCAGCGGGUUUGGGUUAAUCACCCAGGAGAACGUGUUCCGCGUGUGCGACCAGCCGCACCCGCUGAUGGUGAGCAACAUCGUGCGGCACUGCCUGGGGGGCAACAUCGACGGCGCGCACCAGGGCAUGAAGGAGCUGUACGACCUGGGCUACUCCGCGACGGACAUCAUCACGACGCUCUUCCGGGUGGUCAAGAACUACGACAUGCCCGAGUUCCUCAAACUCGAGUACAUCCGGGAGGUUGGCUUCGCACACAUGCGUAUCAGUGACGGGGUGGUCUCCCUUCUCCAACUGUCUGGCUUGUUAGCAAAACUCUGCCUAGUAAAAGAAAGGGCAAAGGCUUAGUCGGUGUCAAUCGGUCACGCUACCUUGUCGUGCGGAGUCAGCCUUUCUAGCUCUUCAGCAUACUCGCGUCGCCAUCGAGUGCGGCUGCUCGAGGCUUCCAAGAACAUCUGACAGCUUGAUCAGCGUCUUUGCAUUUGUCAAUCACGAACGGCAUGUGCUGCACGCUCGAAACAUUUGUCGCUAAGGUAAUUUCUCUGCAUAGUUGUCACGCUAGACCAUUAGGGCAGUGCUUGACAGUCCUUGCAACAAGGUCACUUUCAUGCAACACCAACCUGUUGCACAUGGAAGCGCUUUACCUACACAUUCCGUCAACGUGCAUCCAAGCGGCA
Molecule: messenger RNA, 1771 nt
Organism: Klebsormidium nitens
Lineage: Eukaryota; Viridiplantae; Streptophyta; Klebsormidiophyceae; Klebsormidiales; Klebsormidiaceae
Source: the annotation of a GenBank genome assembly